Pocillopora verrucosa is the source of this 2162-nucleotide messenger RNA. RefSeq lists its product as uncharacterized. NCBI's taxonomy places the organism in Eukaryota, Metazoa, Cnidaria, Anthozoa, Scleractinia, Pocilloporidae. The record is from RefSeq and is a predicted model, not a curated record.
GAUUGUAGCUCCCAAGGCCUUCCAGAAGCUUGAUACUUUUUUCGGGCAUUAGUUUCACGCUGUUCUCGAUUAAAGUCUUCAGAGGGGUGAAAUUGUAGAGAAAAGUAUGACUUCCAGCGUAGAAAACGAUCCAGAUGCUUUGAAGAUUUGCCCAUAUGACCCGGUCCACAAAGUGAAGGCAAAGAGAUUUCCUUACCAUUUGGAGAAAUGUCGAAAGCAAUAUGCAAGUGCAGGAUGGACACAGUGCCCCUUUUUUGCUCGACAUGAAAUUCGUGUUGAGGAGUUAGAAUAUCACAUUUCCAUUUGUGAAUACAAGGACAUGAUCAGACAAGACAUUGAGGAAGUUUACCUUCAGUCAAUAGUGGAGGAGAAGAGAUUACAACAACCACAGCCAACCCAAGCAGUAUUACCUGAUGAAACUGAGGAUUGGGAAAUAGACGCUGAUAGGCAACCAUUUUCAAUCCUUGCUCCUGAGCCACAAGCUGACUCUACUGAUGGAUAUGACGUUUUGCAGGUGAUUCAAGUUGUACAAGCCCAGGCUCAUGCUAAACCUAAACUUAUGGAGACCUCAGGCAUGACAGCCGCACAGAAGAAAAACUUUAAAAGAGCACAGAAAAGACAUGAACGACGAGAAGCUGAAAGGGCCAAUCAAGAACCUGAAAUGACAAAUGAAGAGAGGGUACAGGCCUUAGCAAAACAGUACAGUUUACUUAGCACUUCAGGUAGUUUCAUUGACUUUGUCAGUAUCCUGAAUCUAUACUGUCAAAAAAACAAAAUCAAUCUACCCAAAUACAGUGAAGCACCUGGAGUUGAUGGAGGCUUUGGGGCACAAUGUUUUGUGAAGGGUCAGAUAUUUAAAUCCAUGAAGUACUGUUCAACUAAGAAAGAAGCGCGUCAUGAUGCUGCCAUGCAUGCUGUGCUGGGUCUCAACAUUCCUGUGGUUGACCCAACACCCAACAAACCGAUGGCUGUAAGAAGUGCCACUGACCAUCAGAAGCUCAGAGAAACUCAUGAGUUACAGCUUCUAAAAGAGGCAGGGCAGGCACCACCCAAAGGGAGGGGCAGACCAACUGUGCAGCAGUCUGUGCGUUCCUUUUCCACCCAAGCUACUGGUCCACCCAUGUCACAGCAACCACCACAGAAUAUGGCAGCUAAUAGGUUUACUGAGGUUACUGGGCUAACAGAAGGAACAGAAAAUGAUAAGUGGACAACCAUAGGUGGGAAAGGGUUGAAGAAUCCAGUCUAUCAGCAUUCCCUUAAAAUGGCAGGGCGCGGAAGGGGUAUGUCAAGGCGGUGACAAAUAUCAACUAUGGCAUCUCAUUGGCAGAGACUGAAAUCCUGAGCAACGGAUUCUUCUGUCCUCCCUUCAAUAACUGUUGUUUCGACUAGGGAGUAAGGUUGUAGUUCCUUGAUCUGUCAUGCAUUAUUCCCACAAUUCUCUCAAGGUGGGUGUGCUAGACCUUUGUUCCACUAGAAAAGAAGAUUAAAGAUAUUUGUCAUGCAUUAUUCCCACAAUUCUCCAAGGUGGGUGUGCUAGACCUUUGUUCCACUAGAAAGAUUGCCUCCACUUUGAGAGAUUCCCCAGAGAUAAGUUAGGGCAAGCUGUGUUAAAAGCCCUUCUGUUGUGUUAUUUAAAUAAGAUAGUUGCCAAUAAGUACUGAAGUUGGUAAUCUCUGUUGCAUAUAAGGUUAGAACAGUUUUUAGCAUUUUUUUCUCAAGUAUGGAAAAUUUUUUAUUUUAGGGUAUAUAAAGAUUUGACAAUGAUAAUUUUUAAGUAAUGGGACAAAGGGCAAAAUUCUGUUUUCUGUUUAAACAAUAGAAAGAAAACUAAUUUUUAUGAGAGAAAUCUUUUUAUGUCAGAUAUGUAAGAAAGCAUGACUGAAGGUCUACAGGUUUUUCCAAAAGUAAUUUGAAAAGAGUUUAAUCAUAGAAUAGUCCAGUUCAAUUCAGAAAAUUGUCCAAAUGCCCAUAUUCAUAAAUACUGAUAUGCUAACAGCUUUGGGGUCAUUUAAUUUCAUUCAGAUCAAUAUAUGAAAUAAUUUCAGUUUAAUUUUAUACUUGUUGAGUUUGAGUAUUGAUAAACAAUGAGAGUAUCCUUAUUUAGUAUUUUAGAAAUUGAACAAAUAACCGAAGUGUUUGUAAAUAAAAUUUUUUUUACUGCU